AUGACAGACGAUGCAAGACACAAACGUGAGCCACGUGAGAUGGUGUUGACACCGACAAUGGUUCUGAGGAUGGUGACUAUGACGGGAAUCUUGAUGUUGGCAUUAAUAGGGAUGAGUUUCAGGCAGGCACCCGGGGGCUGUGAUGCCGGGAAGUGCCGCGGCGUGUACAUGUCGCCCGCGUACGCGCGGGUGGACGGGUUUGACGGGACGCACACGCGGUUCGCUUCGAAAUACUCGUUGUACUUGUACCGGGAGCAGGGCAAGGACCGGCUGCCGGAUGGCCCCGGUGGGCUAGGCGGGGGGUUCCGGCUCACGGGGACACCCGUGCUUUUCAUCCCUGGCAACGCUGGCAGCUACAAGCAGGUGCGAUCGAUCGCCGCCGAGGCCGCGGCGCAGUUCUACGGGGAGCAAGUGGAAAAUUCGCGGGAAGAAAAAAUUUAUUUGGACCGCGAUAAUAAUUUCAUCGGGGGGCCCAGAGGCAGCAACGGCACAAAUCUUGAUUUUUUCGCCGCUGAUUUCAACGGUGAUUUCACAGCAUUCCACGGCCGGACGAUGCUGGACCAGUCUGAGUACCUGAAUGAGGCCGUGAGGUUCAUUCUUUCGUUGUAUCGAGGAAAUAAGCACCCGGCAACAUCAGUAAUCCUUGUAGGCCAUUCCAUGGGUGGAGUGGUGGCCCGAGUGAUGCUCACGCUGCCCAAUUACCUGCCGGGGUCGGUCACCACGAUCCUCACGCUUGCUGCACCGCAUGCAGCGGCCCCUGCGACUUUUGACAAGGAGCUACUUGAUGUUUUUUCUGAGACGAACAAAUAUUGGCGGUUGGGGUACGCAAGGGAAGAGAGUGGAAGAGGGUUGCAUAAGCGGGAGCAAGCGAAUAAAGCUGAGUUGGGUAAAGCUACUUUGGAUGAGCUUGAUAAAGCUGAUUUGGAUACAGCUACUUUCGAUAAGCUUGAGAAAGCUAAUUUAGCUACUUUGGAUAAACUUGAGAAAGCUACCUUGCAUAUAGCUACUUUGGAUAAACUUGAUAAAGCUGUGAGAGGUUCUCGGAAUCAGGACAAUGUGAAACCUGAUCAGGAUAAUGCUAAUGAUGACAUUGAUGCCUCUACUAUAGCUAUUCAGAAAAAAGCCAUUCUGAACAAGGCUGCCAAGAAAAAAUACACCCCAAAUAUUGACGAUAAGCCUAAAGCCAACGCUAAAGCUGUCAGCAAAAAAGCAAAACGCAUCCACAAUAAAGCCUCGCAGGCCAGAGAAAGACUCUGCAACGUCACUGUUGUGUCAAUUACCGGCGGGAUAUUGGACACAACACUUCCCGCGGCUCUCACAGUGCUUACCGGGCUGGUUCCCGCAUCACACGGGUUGACGGUUUCUACCAGCGGAAUUCCCGGGGUCUGGACACCGAUGGACCACUUGGCAAUUGUGUGGUGCGACCAGUUGCGACGCAUCGUUGCACGGGCGCUUCUCGACGUCACCGACGCGUCGAUGCAGCCCCUCCCGGUUGAGCAGCGAAUGCGGAUUUUCCGGCGGAACUUCGUGGGCAACGUGGAGGGCAAAAUGCAUGAUAUGGGUAUAGCGAAGGGCAACGCGCAGGGCAAAACGCAGGGCAAGAAUAUAGCGCAAGGCAUCGCGCAGGGCAACGUCCAAGGCAACACCCAAGGCAUCCCCCGCUUCGGCCUAAAAAUCGACCUCAAGCAACUUAAGGACUCUGCGCGCGAGCGUAGCUUCGAACUCCCCCGCUCCGCAAGCCGUAGGGGACUCGGCACUCCCGCAAUUCAUCUGUUCCACCUUACCGGCGCAAGGUUCGACAUGCUCAGCUCGGUGCGCCCCGCCAGCAUGGCGCAACUUGCUGCCGGCAGCGCGCCGGCGGUCCUGCUCUGCCGGGCUGUGCCGGAACAGCAGCAGGACGGUGACGUCGUGUUCGACUACACGACGCCGGCGACCAGCGAGUUCGUGCAGCUUGAAUGUGUGGAUUUGGAAAAAAAUGUGGAGGUUGUUCCGCGGUCGGUCGGGUCGAUCGGCGCGUCGAAUGACUUGGUGAAGGACUCUAAUGAUGGCAUUUCUCGGUCAUCAGAAGACUCUUCUCAGCUCUCUGAUGACUCCUCCCAGUUCUCUGAUGACACCUCCCUUCCUUUAGAAUAUCCGUUUUCUGGUGGUUCCACAUUUUUCUCGCUUCACCUCUCGUCAUCCACCCUGCGCGGAUUCAACACCGUUGUGAUUGCGGAGCAGGAUGCGGCGGUGCCUGCGCGCCACUUUUUCCUUGCGGGUCUCGAGCCGCAGGCCGCAGGGCGCGUGUCCUUGGGCCGGCGCAGCCUCUGGACGCUUCUGACGCGCGGCUACGACCUCACGCUUCCGUCACACCGGCCGCUGGCCAUAGACGUCGACGUACCGUCCGCGCGCACGGCGCUACUCGCGUACCGCGUGGCGCUCCGCUACCGGCCGUCUGUGCGUGAGCGCUUUGCGCCACUGCUGCGGCAGAGCGCAGGCGACGAGGUCAAGUGGCACGUUGCGCUGGGAGGGUCGCGCCGCGGCGCAGGUCACGUGACCGCCCGCAUUAUGGGCGCUACUCCCUUUGUGCCUUACAACAAGACCACCUCACACCUCACACUGCGCUUGUUUGCAGACACCCUCGCAUCUGACCGUAUUAUGGACGUGUACAUUUCAAUUGACUGGUUCCAGUCUUUGCGCAACCUUGUUUUGCCCUACCGCCUUUCUGUGGUUGGAUUGCCGCUUUCUGUUGUCGCGGCUGCGCUGCUGCUGCAGCUCGCGCAUUACAGCUCGCGCGGCGUGUUCCCACCCUUUCGCACUGCGCUACUCUGGCUGUGCCGCCCCGGCGUGCUUGGUUCCGCGCUGCUUGCCGCUGCCGCACUUGUCGCUGCGCUCGCCGCGCACCCGGGAUUACAGGCGCUUUUUGCGCGCUUGGAUCCUGCACAACCCCGCAUGGCGGAUUCGCUCCUCCGUACCGUUGGCGACACAGACACCCGCAGCGAUAACUGCUUUCUCGGGAUUGGAGAGCCUGCGCUCUGGUUCUACGGUCCCUGCGCUCUCGCAAUCGCAGUCUCGCUGGUGGCGGUGCUCAGCACACUUGUGUCGGGUGCCUGCAGCGCCGUCGCGUCUGCUUGCCUGCGGGUUGCGCGGCGCAUACGACACCCACGGCUCGGUGGUGCAGGCGCGGCGCACGGCCGCCGCAGAACUGGUGCGGCUCUCCUCCUCAUGGCGCUCGUGCUUCUCUACCUACCAUACCAGUUCGCAUUUGUCGUCUGCUACGGCACGCAAAUUUUUGUCGUUUUGCGCGCGCACGUUUUGGUUCUUAUGGAGACGGCGAGAAAUUCAAAGGCUGUGUCAGUGCGUAUUUCGGGAAGCCUUGGAAAUUCUAGAACAUGUAUAGCUAAUAAGGCUUAUGGGGUUAAUACGAUUAAUGAUGCCGGUGAGAUUGAUGCUAACAGGGCUGAUACUAAAGAAGUUGAUGAUGUUAAUUCCGAGGAGGUGAUUUCUGAUGUUAAUAAUGUUAAUGCUGUUAAUUCUGCUAAUUCUGCUAAUUCCGAUGAUAAUGUUGGUGAUGUCAAUUCUGCUAAUUCUGUUGAUGAUUUUGGUGAUGUUGAUAAUGUUGAUGAUGUUAAUUCUCUUAAUUCUUUUAAUGUCAACUCCGGCUUCAACGCUAGUGCUUAUGCUACUAGCACUAACGCAAAUGCCUUCUCUGCACUCCUUAACUACAGAAACUUCAACCUCUCUCUUCUUCUCCUCAUGACUUGCGUCCUCCCCAUUAACAUCCCAGUAUUGAUUGUGUGGGUUCACAACUUCUCGCUCAAAUGGGCAACUCCCUUCUCCUCGCACCACAAUAUUCUGGCGGUGCUCCCUAUAGUGCUUUUGGUCCAGAUGAACAACUCGGGAUGUCUCUUUUCUCCAAUUGUACUCAGAUCCCAGCAGCUGCUAACAGAGGCUUCACAAGAUCCACUGACUGCUUUGCGUAAUGUUGUAAUAUUAGCUGUGCUUCGGUUGCUCACAGAGGUUGAAUAA
Brettanomyces bruxellensis is the source of this 4008-nucleotide messenger RNA. RefSeq lists its product as uncharacterized. The transcript has 2 exons. Gene Ontology annotation, biological process: endoplasmic reticulum to Golgi vesicle-mediated transport; GPI anchor metabolic process. Gene Ontology annotation, molecular function: phosphatidylinositol deacylase activity. The coding region runs from base 1 to 4008 and encodes 1335 amino acids. NCBI's taxonomy places the organism in Eukaryota, Fungi, Ascomycota, Pichiomycetes, Pichiales, Pichiaceae. Gene Ontology annotation, cellular component: endoplasmic reticulum. The record is from RefSeq and is a predicted model, not a curated record.